This is a messenger RNA of Neltuma alba, 2591 nucleotides long. Its product is annotated as ent-copalyl diphosphate synthase, chloroplastic-like. Gene Ontology annotation, biological process: gibberellin biosynthetic process. The coding region runs from base 50 to 2503 and encodes 817 amino acids. NCBI's taxonomy places the organism in Eukaryota, Viridiplantae, Streptophyta, Magnoliopsida, Fabales, Fabaceae. Gene Ontology annotation, cellular component: chloroplast. The transcript has 14 exons. Gene Ontology annotation, molecular function: magnesium ion binding; terpene synthase activity. The record is from RefSeq and is a predicted model, not a curated record.
AGGAUUAUUCCAAUAAGAAGAAGAAGAAGAAGCAGCUAAGCAAGCCAUAAUGGCUUCUCAAUCCACCUUAUAUCACUAUUACUCUCAGUCUCUUCCUUCUUCUUCAACUCGCCAUGACUUAUCUUCUUCCUCCAUCAAUCCCCUGCCAAUCCAUCUUCCUUCUAACAACACCUUUCCUGGGGCUUCGCGGUUGAAUGCUAAAGUCAUAGUUUCACAGAAGAAUAACUCUGACUUGAGAGCAAAAAGCACUAGAGGCAUAUCAGAGCCAAAAACUUCAUCAGAACUCGUGGAAGGUUUGACAACCCCGAAAUUGAAUUGGAAGAGUGGGAUCGAUCAGGUGAAGCAAGAAGAUGAACAAGCUUUGGAGGGCUCUGUGAAGAACGAUGAGAUCAGAAAGAGAGUGGAAAGCAUUAGAAAGAACUUAGAAUCAAAAGAAGGAGAGAAGAGUAUAUCACCAUCGGCUUAUCACACAGCAUUGUUCGCUCUGGUUGAAGAUGUGAAUGGAAGUGGGGCCCCUCAGUUCCCAGAAUCUCUUCAAUGGUUAAUAGAGAAUCAGCUGCCAGAUGGAUCCUGGGGAGAUGCGGAUAUAUUUGUGGCUUAUGAUAGGCUUCUUUGCACCUUAGCUUCUGUUAUUGUCUUAACACACUACAACGUUCAUCCGGAAAAGGUCCACAAAGGGCUAAAGUUCUUCAAAGAGAACGCGAACACGCUGGAAACGGAAAAUAGAGAGCACAUGACAUGUGGGUUUGAAGUCAUUCUGCCAACACUUCUGCAUUGGGCAAAAGGUUUGAACAUGGAUCUGCCUGAUGACUUCCCUGGCCUCCCAGAAAUACUUGCAAGGAGAGAUGCCAAGCUCAAACGGAUACCGAUGGAAGUUUUGCAUAGUGUUCCUACGACGUUGCUGUUCAGCUUGGAAGCAAUACCAGGGCUUCAAUGGGAUAAGCUUCAGAAUGUAAGAAGCAAAGAUGGCUCUUACUUGUUCUGUCCUUCUUCCACUGCCUUUGCUUUCACUCAAAGCAACGACCCUCACUGCCUCACUUACUUGAACAAUGUCGCCCAAAACUUUAAUGGCGGAGUCCCAGAUUUCUACCCCAUAGAAUUUUUCGAACAACUAUGGAUUGUUGAUCGGUUGGAGCGUUUGGGAAUCGCAAGAUAUUUUCAACCACAUAUUAAAGAAAUCCUAGAUUAUGUUCACAGAAAUUGGAAUGAGAGAGGCAUUGGGUGGACAAAAGAUUCAGACUUGCCAGACCUUGAUGACACAUCCAUGGGAUUCAGACUAUUAAGACUAAACGGCUACGAUGUUUCACCUAAUGUGUUUAAAACGUUUGAGAAAGAUGGCGAGUUCUGCUGCUUGCCAGGACAAACAGAUGAAGGGGCAACAGUGAUGUUUAACUUUUACAGAGCCACUCAAUUUCAAUUCCCAGAAGAGACAAUUCUUUAUGAAGGCAGGCAAUAUGCAACCAAUUUCUUAUCUAAAAAACGAGCUGAUAAUCAAAUUCUUGAUAAGUGGAUCAUUGCCAAGGAUUUGCCAGGCGAGGUGAGUUAUGCAUUGGAUUUCCCAUGGUAUGCAAGCUUGCCAAGAGUAGAGACUAGAUUUUACUUGGACCAAUACGGUGGUGGUGAUGAUGUCUGGAUUUCUAAGACUCUCUACAGGCUGCACAAAGUCAGCAACAACGGUAACCUUGAACUUGGAAAAUUAGACUAUAACAAGUGCCAAUCCUUGCACCGAGUAGAAUGGAACAGAAUUCAACAGUGGUACUCAGAAUGUGGACUAGAAAUGUUCGGACUGAGCAAAGAAAGGCUUCUUUUGGCUUACUUCUUGGCUACAGCCAACAUAUUUGAACCAGAGAGAUCCCAAGAACGGCUUGCAUGGGUCAAAACUUCUGCUCUCAUUCACACACUCAGAUACACAUAUCCCGACCAACACCAAAGAGAAGCCUUUGUUCAUGAAUUCAAUAACAGCAGUACCUCCUUAAAUGAACGAUGGCUGAAUAAAAACAGGAGCAGGGAGGGUCUUUUUGGGACUUUAAUAGAAACUUUGCAUUCCUUCUCUCAGAGCUCACCUUCUGCUGGCUUCGAUAUUCUUCAUGAUGCAUGGAAAAAGUGGCUCUUGGGAUGGCAAAGCGGUGGAGAUCAGUGGGAAGGAGAUGCUGAGCUGUUGGUGAACAUGAUCAACCUAAAUGCAGGCUACCAACUUCCUCAUUACUUACAAAUCAAUCCUCAGUAUCACAGACUUCUCCAACUCUCUAAUCAAAUCUGCCACCAAUUAAGUUCUCUCCAAACCACCGAGGAAAACAAUAGCAAUGUUAGCUACAAGGGGAAGGCAGAAAUAGGAGUGAAAAUGCAAGAGCUAGUGCAGUUGGUUCUCUCUUCAAAUGGCAUGGAUCUCAACAUGAAGAAAACAUUCCUCACUGUCACUAAAAGCUUUUAUUAUGCAGCUCACACUCAUCCAGAAACUGUAAAUUCUCACAUUGAAAAAGUUCUCUUUGAGAGAGUCGCGUAAUAAAUGUAAUCGCAUCUAAUAACCCCUGUGUGAUUUGUAAUUUCAUGUAAGUCUUCUAAGUAAUAAAAUGAUGUUUCGGAUUGGUUCA